AUGGGGAUCAAUAAUCCACUCCCCUCGUCUAUGGCAUCCGAGUGCAAGAAGUGCAGCAAGAUUCUAUCAUCCUUCGUAGACCCUCGACAAGCCUUCUCGCCGGAUAAGGUUAUUCCUCCUAAUAUUCUGGCGAAUGCGAAGGGACUCGCGAUCCUUACGGUUAUCAAGGCAGGCUUUUUGGGCUCGGCACGUUAUGGCAACGGUGUUGUUGUCGCCCGUCUCGCAGAUGGUACUUGGAGCGCCCCUUCAGCCGUCGGAACCGGUGGCGCAGGCUUUGGUGGACAAAUCGGAUUUGAGCUCACGGAUUUCGUGUUCAUCUUGAAUGACGCAUCAGCAGUACGGACAUUUUCACAAGCCGGUUCGCUCACACUAGGAGCCAACGUUUCUAUCGCAGCAGGUCCUGUAGGCCGCAAUGGCGAGGCUGCAGGAGCUGCAAGUUUGAAGGGUGUGGCUGGGAUUUUCAGCUAUUCGAAGACGAAGGGUUUGUUUGCCGGGGUCAGUCUUGAGGGAAGUGCAAUUAUUGAGCGGAGAGAUGCGAAUGAGAAGCUGUAUGGGCAACGAUAUACAGCGUCCCAACUUCUGUCGGGAGCGGUACGCCCACCACCUGCCGCACAACCUCUCAUGGCCAUUUUGAACUCGAGAAUCUUUGCCGGCAUUCCGGCAAAUGCAGAUGCCACAUACAACGAUAGCCCGGUUUACGACGAUAGACAUGACGAUGUUGUUUGGGAAGGCCGGAGGGGCAGUGCAUAUGGCGAGGGCGUUGGUAGAGACCGCACAGGAAAUACGAAUAGUAGAGGCUCCGACGACUACACAUAUAGCGACAAGCCUAAACGUGCAGCGACCUGGACUGAUGAUAUUUACGACCGGCCUCCAGGUGGCGCAUCACGGAGCAGCACAUUUGAUGCCGGGCGUGCGCGAUCAGGGAGUGGGUUCAAUGACGACUAUACCUACUCAGAUUCCCCUACGAGCCCAACGGGGCGUAAAGUUGGGCCAGGAAGACCUGCGGCGCCGAAACCGAUGUUUAAGAGCAAGAGUGAAAUGAAGGAGGAUGAGGCGGUAGCGCUCUUCACGUUUGAUGCAGACCAACCUGGGGACUUGGCCUUCAAGAAAGGUGAGUAUAUCACGGUAACGAAGAAGACCGAUAGUACCAAUGACUGGUGGACGGGUAGGAUCGGAGGCCGGACUGGCAUAUUCCCGAGCAAUUACGUCGAGAUGAGGAAAUAG
Messenger RNA from Venustampulla echinocandica, 1224 nucleotides. RefSeq names its product SH3-domain-containing protein. Gene Ontology annotation, cellular component: actin cortical patch. The record is from RefSeq and is a predicted model, not a curated record. Gene Ontology annotation, biological process: actin filament bundle assembly; actin cortical patch localization. Gene Ontology annotation, molecular function: actin filament binding; phosphatidylinositol binding. Lineage: Eukaryota; Fungi; Ascomycota; Leotiomycetes; Helotiales; Pleuroascaceae. The transcript has 4 exons. The coding region runs from base 1 to 1224 and encodes 407 amino acids.